This is a messenger RNA of Lindgomyces ingoldianus, 1185 nucleotides long. RefSeq lists its product as uncharacterized. NCBI's taxonomy places the organism in Eukaryota, Fungi, Ascomycota, Dothideomycetes, Pleosporales, Lindgomycetaceae. The record is from RefSeq and is a predicted model, not a curated record. Bases 1 to 1185 code for a protein of 394 amino acids. The transcript has a single exon.
AUGACUCUGACGUUCCCACCCCGUCCAUCCCCCCCACGGCCGAGGAAACGCUGUCGGGCUGUGACAGACGUUGACGGUGAGUAUUCAUGUCUGCACAAGAAGAAGCGUAGGCUUCGCCUCUUCCUGAUCACCUCCCGACUAUCUCCCCAGUUCUCACACCCGGCCACCAACAUCGUUGACCGCGGAAGUUCCAAGAUUGCCGUAUGGGCAAAGCAAAGGGCCCUCGGACGGAACCUACUGCGUAAAGCCGCUAUCUUGAAUCGUAUUCGACGACAAGCGAUACAAGCUAAGGAGACAAAUGGAGGGCUUGGAAGAGUACUGGUGGAGCAAGAGCGAGAGCAGAAGCAACUUGAGUUGGCACGCUUAGCAUUUGUGUAUGGAAGUCACGACACGCACACAAGACCAGUGUUGCACAGGGUUCCCUCCGUGAGCCUUGGAGACCAUUUCGAGCUAUCAAGAGAUCCGGCAUCCGGACACUCUUCACCGACCCCAUCCUCACCGACAUCCAGUGAUGGUGGUGAAGAUGAGGCAUCAUCAUGUUCAUCACCCAACGACGCAUACUUCUAUGCGUCUCCACGUGCUCAGAGUCUUCGAAAGUCAUACAUUCCGUUACCGCCUUCGCCACUUGGGCUAUCCAACUACGAUGCUUUUGAUCUGGAAGACGAGAUCACAAACCCUUAUUCUCACUUAGACGAAGAAGAUGAAUUAGCAGACGACGAGAACAUGCACGAUGUAGAUUCUCGCUCACCGUCCGCAAACACCUCGGCUUCGUACUCGUCGACACUCUCGACCGUUGGUACAGGCCCCAGCGAGGCCGCAAAAACGCCUCCGCCAAUGUUCUACUCCGACUUCAGUAUCUUAGAUCCUGGAGAACCCGUCGUAGGAGACUACGACGGCGUUGAUGACGGCGCUGAGGCAAUAUGGCCGAGCGCCUUGGGCCAUGACAUUAAGAAAGGGGGCCCGUCAGUGGCUUCAUCGGUUGCACAGCCCUCCCUACUCCCGGCGUCUUCGUCGCCAAACUUCUCCGCGAUUUUCGCUACCGCGCCUUUGAAUGAUGCCGUUUCGGUUGGAACCAGCCUUGUCCCGGAUACUUCAGCUAUCGAUGCACUAGCUAAGAAGGAAGCGGAAAUUAAGGAGGAAAGAGCGCGACAGAAGAGCCUCAUGUUUCUGAAGUUCAACUCAUGA